ACAGGUGGAUGGAUAAAUAAGCAUGGCCUUGCUCCUGGUCUCCUUGCUGGCAUUCCUGGGCUCCGGAGCUGGUUGUCAUCACUGGCUGUGCCAUUGCUCUGACAGGGUCUUCCUCUGCCAAGACAGCAAGGUGACAGAGAUUCCUUCCGACCUCCCCCGGAACGCCAUUGAACUGAGGUUUGUACUCACCAAACUUCGUGUCAUCCCACAAGGAUCAUUUUCCGGAUUUAAGGACCUGGAGAAAAUAGAGAUCUCUCAGAAUGACGUCUUGGAAGUAAUAGAGGCAGAUGUGUUCUCCAACCUACCCAAGUUGCAUGAAAUUAGAAUUGAAAAGGCCAACACUCUGCUGUACAUCAAUCCUGAGGCCUUCCAGAACCUUCCCAAUCUACGAUAUCUGUUAAUAUCCAACACAGGCAUUAAGCACUUGCCAGUGGUUCAUAAGAUUCAGUCUCUUCAAAAGGUUCUAUUAGACAUUCAAGAUAACAUAAACAUCCACACCAUUUCCAGGAAUUCCUUCAUGGGGCUGAGUUAUGAAAGCGUAAUUCUAUGGCUGAAUAAGAAUGGGAUUCAAGAAAUACACAACUGUGCAUUCAACGGAACACAGCUAGAUGAGCUGAAUCUAAGUGAUAACAAUAAUUUGGAAGAAUUGCCUAAUGAUGUUUUCCAAGGAGCCUCGGGGCCAGUCAUUUUAGACAUCUCAAGGACAAAGGUCCAUUCUCUGCCUAGCCAUGGCUUAGAAAACCUGAAGAAGCUGAGAGCCAGAUCCACUUACAGCUUAAAAAAGCUUCCUAGCCUGGAAAAGUUUGUCACUCUUAUGGAGGCCAGCCUCACCUACCCCAGCCAUUGUUGUGCCUUUGCCAAUUGGAGACGGCAAAUCUCUGAACUUCAUCCGAUUUGCAACAAAUCUAUUUUAAGGCAAGAUAUUGAUUAUGUGACUCAGGUCAGGGAUCAGAACGUCUCUCUGAUAGAUGAUGAACCCAGUUAUGGGAAAGAAAACGACAUGAUGUACAGUGAAUUUGACUACGACUUAUGUAAUGAAGUUGUUGAUGUGACCUGCUCCCCAAAGCCAGAUGCAUUCAAUCCAUGUGAAGAUAUCAUGGGGUACAACAUCCUCAGAGUCUUGAUAUGGUUUAUUAGCAUCCUGGCCAUCACUGGGAACAUCAUAGUGCUAGUGAUCCUAACUACCAGCCAAUACAAACUCACCGUGCCUCGGUUCCUGAUGUGUAAUCUUGCCUUCGCUGAUCUCUGCAUUGGAAUCUACUUGCUACUCAUAGCAUCAGUUGAUAUCCAUACCAAAAGCCAGUAUCACAAUUACGCCAUUGACUGGCAAACGGGAGCAGGCUGCGAUGCCGCUGGCUUUUUCACCGUUUUUGCCAGUGAAUUAUCAGUCUACACACUGACAGCCAUCACCCUGGAAAGAUGGCAUACCAUCACUCAUGCCAUGCAGCUGGAACACAAGGUACAGCUCCGACAUGCUGCCAGCAUCAUGGUGAUGGGCUGGAUCUUUGCCUUUGCAGCUGCUCUCUUCCCUAUCUUUGGAAUCAGCAGCUAUAUGAAAGUGAGCAUCUGCCUACCCAUGGAUAUUGACAGCCCUUUGUCACAGCUGUAUGUGAUGGCCCUCCUUGUCCUCAAUGUCCUGGCCUUUGUAGUCAUCUGUGGAUGUUACACCCAUAUCUAUCUCACAGUGAGGAACCCUAACAUCGUGUCCUCAUCAAGCGACACCAAGAUUGCCAAGCGCAUGGCCACACUCAUCUUCACUGACUUCCUCUGCAUGGCCCCAAUUUCUUUCUUUGCCAUCUCAGCCUCACUCAAGGUGCCCCUCAUCACUGUGUCCAAGGCCAAGAUCCUCCUGGUCCUAUUCUACCCCAUCAAUUCCUGUGCCAAUCCUUUCCUCUAUGCCAUCUUCACCAAGAACUUCCGCAGGGAUUUCUUCAUCCUGAUGAGCAAGUUUGGUUGUUAUGAAACACAAGCCCAGAUUUAUAGGACAGAAACCUCAUCUACUGCCCACAACUUCCAUGCAAGAAAAGGCCACUGCCCGUCAGCUCCCAGAGUCACCCAUAGCUCCAGUUACAUGCUUGUCCCUCUGAGUCAUUCAGCCCGGAACUAAAAUGCAAUGUGAAAAUGGAUCAUCACCUCAAAUGACAAUGACUUCCUUCUGAAGAGUAGG
This is a messenger RNA of Phodopus roborovskii (desert hamster), 2167 nucleotides long. It is a transcript of the gene Fshr, whose product is annotated as follicle stimulating hormone receptor. Bases 23 to 2107 code for a protein of 694 amino acids. The record is from RefSeq and is a predicted model, not a curated record. The transcript has 10 exons. Gene Ontology annotation, molecular function: G protein-coupled receptor activity; protein binding; follicle-stimulating hormone receptor activity. NCBI's taxonomy places the organism in Eukaryota, Metazoa, Chordata, Mammalia, Rodentia, Cricetidae. Gene Ontology annotation, biological process: male gonad development; follicle-stimulating hormone signaling pathway. Gene Ontology annotation, cellular component: membrane.